Messenger RNA from Impatiens glandulifera, 1424 nucleotides. RefSeq names its product mitotic checkpoint protein BUB3.2. Gene Ontology annotation, molecular function: ubiquitin binding. The transcript is spliced from 9 exons. Bases 133 to 1149 code for a protein of 338 amino acids. The record is from RefSeq and is a predicted model, not a curated record. Gene Ontology annotation, biological process: mitotic spindle assembly checkpoint signaling. Gene Ontology annotation, cellular component: phragmoplast; mitotic checkpoint complex; bub1-bub3 complex. NCBI's taxonomy places the organism in Eukaryota, Viridiplantae, Streptophyta, Magnoliopsida, Ericales, Balsaminaceae.
UAUCUCCCCCAUCUUCCUCGUUUCAAAUAUUUUCCCUCUUUCUCUCUCUCUCUAUCCUUCCCCUGUUUCUGAACCCUAGUUCUACUAUCUCACUCUUAAACCCUAGAUCAGAUCUAACAAUCAAGGAGAAUAAUGACAGCCGUGGCUCAGGUACCUGGACGAGAGCUCUCCAAUCCUCCUUCCGAUGGCAUCACUAAUCUCCGUUUCUCCAAUCAUAGUGACCACCUCCUUGUUUCGUCUUGGGAUAAGAGUGUUCGUUUGUAUGACGCUAGUGCGGAUAUAAUGAGAGGAGAGUUUAUGCACGGUGGUCCUGUUUUGGAUUGUUGUUUCCACGAUGAUUCUUCUGGAUUCAGCGCUAGUGCGGAUCAUACUGUUAGGAGGCUGGUUUUCAAUGUUGGCAAGGAAGAUAUCUUGGGAAUGCAUGAUGCACCUGUGCGCUGCAUUGAAUAUUCAUAUGCAACAGGGCAAGUGAUAACUGGCAGUUGGGACAAAACUGUUAAGUGUUGGGACCCUAGAGGUGCAAGUGGGCAAGAACGAGCUCUUGUAGGGACAUAUGCACAACCAGAGCGCAUCUAUUCCUUAUCACUUGUUGGCAACAGAUUAGUAGUAGCAACUGCAGGAAGACAUGUAAAUAUCUAUGAUUUGCGAAAUAUGUCUCAGCCAGAGCAAAGGAGAGAAUCUUCUCUGAAAUACCAAACAAGAUGUGUUCGUUGUUACCCAAAUGGCACAGGUUAUGCUCUUAGUUCUGUUGAAGGUCGGGUAGCAAUGGAGUUUUUUGACCUUUCAGAAGCUGGUCAAUCCAAAAAAUAUGCUUUCAAGUGUCAUAGGAAGACUGAAGCUGGAAGGGACAUUGUCUAUCCUGUUAAUGCAAUCGCAUUCCACCCCAUCUAUGGAACUUUUGCAACUGGUGGUUGUGACGGUUUUGUGAAUGUCUGGGAUGGAAACAACAAGAAGAGAUUGUAUCAGUUUUCAAAAUAUCCAACAAGCAUUGCAGCCUUAUCUUUCAGUAGAGAUGGACGGUUAUUGGCUGUAGCUUCUAGUUACACAUACGAAGAGGGCGAUAAAACGCAUGAACCAGAUUCGAUCUUUGUUCGAAGUGUGAUUGAAUCCGAAGUGAAGCCGAAACCAAAAGCAUUACCAAGCACCUAAAAUAAGUAAGAAUCUGAGUGAGUUUUAGGUUUUAGUAGAAGGUAUAAACCGUGGUUGCAAUUUGUGUAUGUUUUAGUUUUUCUCGAAAAUAUUUGAAAGCUUUUCACGCUUCGUUUUAGGCUUUCUUCAAAUAUUGUGAUUUUAUGGAAUUUUAUUCUUGGAAUUGAAGAUAGUGUGACCUAUUUAAGAUAGUUUUUAUUUCUGAGGGUUUUGAAAUCUGUUAUGCUUUGAUUAAAUGAUUUGGAUAUAUCUGAUACUUGACUUGCUGUUGUGUA